Hemiscyllium ocellatum (epaulette shark) is the source of this 2852-nucleotide messenger RNA. Its product is annotated as sodium/calcium exchanger 1-like. Gene Ontology annotation, molecular function: calcium:sodium antiporter activity. The coding region runs from base 183 to 2747 and encodes 854 amino acids. NCBI's taxonomy places the organism in Eukaryota, Metazoa, Chordata, Chondrichthyes, Orectolobiformes, Hemiscylliidae. Gene Ontology annotation, cellular component: axon; postsynapse; sarcolemma. Gene Ontology annotation, biological process: sodium ion transmembrane transport; cell communication; calcium ion import across plasma membrane. The transcript has 6 exons. The record is from RefSeq and is a predicted model, not a curated record.
UCCUGCUGGCGCCCCUCCUGGGCGCCUCCCCGGCCCGGUCAGAGUCGCCCGCCACGCCACCGGGCAACAGCACCUGCGUGGGGGCGUACGUGUGCGAGAAGGGGGUCAUCCUCCCGCUGUGGCAGCCCCAGGAUCCCUCGGUGGGCGACAAGGUGGCGCGCGCCAUCGUCUACUUCGCCGCCAUGGUCUACAUGUUCCUGGGGAUGUCCAUCAUCGCCGACCGCUUCAUGGCGUCCAUCGAGGUGAUCACCUCGCAGGAGCGCGAGAUCACCAUCAAGCGGCCGAAUGGUGAGACCACCACCACUACCGUGCGGAUCUGGAACGAGACGGUGUCCAACCUCACCCUGAUGGCGCUGGGUUCCUCCGCCCCGGAGAUCCUGCUCUCCGUCAUCGAGGUGUGCGGCCACAACUUCAAGCAGGGCGUGCUAGGCCCCGCCACCAUCGUGGGCAGUGCCGCCUUCAACAUGUUCAUCAUCAUCGCCACCUGCAUUUACGUGGUGCCAGACGGCGAGAGCCGCAAGAUCAAGCACCUGCGGGUGUUUUUCGUCACCGCCAGUUGGAGCAUCUUUGCCUACAUCUGGCUGUACUUGAUCCUGGCCGUGAUUAGCCCCGGGGUGGUGGACAUCUGGGAGGGCCUGGUCACCCUCUUCUUCUUCCCGGUGUGCGUGAUGGUGGCGUGGGUGGCUGACCGCCGGCUGCUGGUCUACAAGUACGUCUACAAGAAGUACCGGGCGGACAAGAGCCGCGGCCUCAUCAUCGAGACGGUGGGCGAGAGGCCGCCCGACAAGAUGGAGCUGGAGUUGGAUGGGGCGUGCCCGGGCUCGCCGCCGCAGGAGGGAGGGCCGGACGCCGAGGGGGCUGACCGCGACCAGGAGGAGGCCGAGAGGCGGCUGAUGGCCAGGGUGCUCCGGGAGCUGCGGCAGAGGCACCCGGACAAAGACACUGAGCAGUUGGCUGAGAUGGCCAACUACCAGGUGCUGAGCCAGCAGCAGAAGAGCCGGGCCUUUUACCGCAUCCAGGCCACCCGCCGCAUGACCGGCGCCGGCAACAUCCUCAAGCGGCACGCGGCAGAGCAGGCCCGGCAAGCCCUCAGCGCCCAGGACCAGCGGCGCCACCUCCCUCACGCCCAGGGGACUGUCCGCUUCGAGCACGCCCAGUACCAGUGCUUUGAGAACUGUGGCUCGCUGCGGCUGGGGGUCACCCGCGAGGGCGGGGACCCUGACUGCACCCUGGCGGUGGACUUCCGCACCGAGGACGGCACUGCCAACGCCGGCUCCGAUUACCAGUUCACCGAGGGCACCCUGGUCUUCCAGCCGGGCGAGGUGAGGCACGAGCUGUCCGUCGGCAUCAUCGACGACGACAUCUUCGAGGAGGACGAGUACUUCCGGGUUCACAUCAGCAACCUCCGGGUCAGCCACCCAGACCGGAGGGCGGAGGAAGGGUGCCGGGUGCCCGGCGGGCACCAGGACCCGGCCUACAUCCUGGGCUCGCCCACCGUCGCCACGGUCACCAUCUUCGACGACGACCACGCCGGCGUCUUCUCCUUCGCCCAGGGCUCGCAGCGGGUCAGCGAGAGCGUGGGGGUCAUGGGGGUGGAGGUGCAGCGGACGUCGGGCGCCCGGGGCACCGUCCACCUGCCCUACCGGACGCUCGAGGGCACGGCCAAGGCUGGAGAGGACUUUGUGCAGCACAGCGGCCACCUGGUCUUCCACAACGACGAGAUCGCCCAGGUGAUUGAAAUCCAGAUCAUCGAUGAUGAGGAGUACGAGAAGAACAAGAUCUUCUUCAUUGAGCUGGGUGACCCCGUGCUGAUCGAGGGGCUCAGGAGAAGUGAGUGGCCAGUGCGGAGUCCGCUUCCCCUCCUCCCAGAACUCCCUGGAGGGUCCAACAGCACCAGCGAGAACAUGCAGGAGGGCGUCACCAAGCUGGGCUACCCGUUGCUAGGAGACAUCGUCAAGAUGGAGAUCGUCAUCGAGGAGUCCUACGAGUUCAAGAGCACGGUGGACAAACUGAUCAAGAAGACGAACCUGGCUCUUGUGGUCAGCAGCAGCAGCUGGCGGGAGCAGUUUGUUAACGCAGUGACGGUCAGCGCUGGUGAGGAUGAUGAUGAAGAUGGGCCGAUCGAGGAGAGACUGCCCUCCUGCUUCGAUUACAUCAUGCACUUCCUGACAGUUUUCUGGAAGGUUCUGUUUGCGUUUGUCCCCCCGACGGAGUACUGGAAUGGCUGGGCCUGCUUCACCGUGUCCAUCAUCCUGAUCGGGGUGCUGACCGCACUGACCGGGGACCUGGCCACUCACUUCGGCUGCACCGUGGGCCUGAGGAGCUCGGUCACUGCCAUCGUGUUCGUCGCUUUGGGCACUUCUGUACCAGACACCUUUGCCAGUCGAGUGGCUGCUAUCCAAGACCAGUAUGCCGAUGCCUCUAUUGGCAACGUCACCGGGAGCAAUGCCGUCAACGUCUUUCUGGGAAUCGGGGUGGCCUGGUCCAUCGCCGCUAUCUACUGGGCCACCAAGGGCCAGGCGUUUCAAGUGGAGCCUGGAAACCUGGCCUUCUCAGUCACCAUCUUCACCAUCUUCGCCUUCAUCGCCAUCGCCAUCCUCAUGUACCGGCGGCGACCGCAGAUCGGGGGUGAACUCGGAGGCUCGAGGGUGGGCAAGACCAUCACCUCUGGCUUCUUUGUGACUCUCUGGCUGGCCUACGUCAUCCUGUCCUCCCUGGAGGCAUACUGCCACAUCAACGGCUUCUGAGGCCCGAUUCCUGAGGCCUCGUCACCAAACAGUCCUGAGGCCUGGUCGCCUAGGAGUUCUGAGGCCUAGUCAUCUGGGAGUUCGAAGUCCUGGUCACCUAGGAGC